AUGUGGGCCCGCUGGUGCCUCGGCAAUCGCGACCCCUGGAUCUGGGUCGUCUUCUGGCUGCUCGAGGGCAGGCGCAAAUGGACACGACCCGCGCUCCUCGCUUACUGGGCCGCCCUCGGAAGCUUGAGUGUCGCAGGGUGGAAUCGCCAGCUUGCCAGGAAUAGGCGGUACCGACACCGCCCGAUGAACAACGCGGCCGCAGAGCCGGGCGCCGUUGUGCCUACCAGCUUUGACAACAGUCGACUUCAUAGCGGCGGGCAGGCGGCAGCGCUGAGCGACCCCACGACGGACCUCCUUGACGCGGCGGACAAGCAUGUGCCAACGCUGACGCUGAACGCCCGCAGAAAGUUCUUCCACGGCCUGGCGGUGUUGAUGUUUGUGCCUGGCGUUGCGUUCGACCCUGCUUUCGCUCAUCUAUCCUUCAGCGCUGCCUUUGCACUUUUUACCUUUGCGGAGUAUGUUCGCUACUUCGCACUGUACCCCUUCGGAGCUGCGGUCCACGUGUUCAUGAACGAGUUCCUCGACGUAAAGGAUGGUGGCACGGCGAUCCUGAGUCACUUUUACCUUCUUACUGGCUGCGCCAACUCGGUGUGGUUCGAGGGCCCGUCGAGACUGUUGCAGUUCACGGGGAUCCUCACACUCGGGGUCGGAGACGCCUUGGCGUCGAUUGUCGGGAAGCGUCUGGGCCGUCAUCGGUGGUCGGCCGGCACUCCGAAGACGAUAGAGGGCAGCGCGGCGUUCGCGAUGUCUGUCGUGGCCUGCGCUUGGCUGUUGCGGAUCUGCGGGUUUACUGAGGACUUCUCGAUCGUGCGAUACGGGGCAGUCGCUGCACUGGCCUCUGUUCUAGAGGCGUUCUCGGUCCAAAACGACAACCUGACCUUGCCCCUGUACAUGUGGAGCAUGCUGGCGUUCGCGACCGUACACGCAGUCGGCAUGCUGCCGUCCCCUUUCGAUCCUUCGCCUACAGACGAGCAGCUCGCGCGUAAUCUUCGCUUGCAACAUGACGACACUCAGGUAGACUAUGACUGGGCGACCUUCAUCGGCGCGUACGCGCUUGGUAGGUGGAAUCCCCUCAAGACCCCUCAUCCUCCUCGAUCGCAACUCCAGCCCCCUACGCUGGGCUCCACCUCGCGUACCCCCUCGAGGACGGCAGAAGGGCUAGACAUAUGCGACUCACCAGACCCGAACUCGCCAGCUUACUCUUGGGAACCACAUGACUUUGAAGCGCAUUCCCUCAGAGAAUCGUCCAAGCAGGUAGAGCACAAUCCCUUGACCAGCUCUGCUCCGCCGCAAUAUCAACUACCUGCUCAUUUUGCUUCGGGAUCUGCGAUGGCUUCUCCUGUCCCGAGAUUACCGGACGCCGGAAUAGCGAGCCGAAGAGCAACUAUGCCGCUGAAUUUGGGCCUUUCGCACCGACUACGAAACUCGUUCGCCGACAUUCGCUCUCCUGGCUACAGUUCUUCCCCGGAGUCGAAACCACUGGCACCCAACACUGAUGUCACCACGUCUGCUGCUGCGAUUCGCUUAGCCGCAGCUCGUGUCUCUGUCGCGCCUUUAGCCCUGCCUUCUCCGGAGCAUGAACUUACAGACCCGUUUCGAGGUGCCACGGCGACUAUACCAGGUUCUCAUCCGUCUGACCUCGGAGGGUCGCAUCCGGAUCCUCCAUUGAAGUCUCCGAAUCUCGCGCGGAAAUCGAGGCUCAGGAGCUUUUGGCAGGGCACGCAGGAUGUGGAGGAAUCGCGACUUCCCACAAUAGAAGCAAGCCCACCCGAAUCGACUGAGGACCACUCAUCACAGUCUUCUUCACAGCGAAAUGAUUACUCUCGAGAGUCGUCGAUAUCAUUCUCCUUCGUCAACUCUGUCGUCCCCCCAGCUACGGCGCCUGUGCGGUACAACGACGACAAGGAGGAUGGAGACUACUUCGGGUCCAUCGAGAGCCAGAAAGUGCUGGAAAGCGUGUCCUCUGACAGCGACAAGAACAGUAAUGGUACGCAUACAACGACUGGCACGCGUUCCGAUCGCGACUUGUCCCGACAUUCAUCGGCUCCGCUAUUGGACUAUGAGCCAACGACCGUACCCGCCCUGCCACGACGAAUCUGCCUCACGAGACAGACCUCUGCCCCUCCCCCCACACUCGCCAUGUACGAAAGGCGUGUGCGGACCUCGCGCCCUGCCUCCGAAAGUUUGACGUUAACCCAUGCCAGCCGCUCUGCGAAGGAAGAACAAAUGUUCUCUGAGCUGGGAUACUUGGCCCCGCCUAAUCCUCCGGACGAACUCGAACGAAGACGGGCGCUGUACAAGUUUAACAUCUGGAACACCGGGCAUGACAUGAAUUUCGACCGGAUCGCACACCUCGUCAAGUUGGUAUUUAGCACCCGAAUCGUUGCGAUUUCGCUCGUCGAUGGCACUGAGGACACGCCUCUUGUCGUUGGACACCCACAUAUUCGAUUCUAUGCCGGCUGUCCUCUACGGACGCAGGAUGGCUACAACAUCGGAGUGUUAUCCAUUAUCGACGAUACUCCUCGCAGAGAGUUCAGCCCCCGGCAACGACAUACACUCAAAGAGUUUGCCCAAAUCGCGAUGCGAGAACUCGAAUUAUGGCGUGACAAGAUCCAGCUACGCAUUCGAGAUCGAAUUCAAAAUUCGAUGGAGGAGUUCACGAGGGAGUGUCUUGAAGUGGAUAAGGAUGUCAGCGGCGAACGUUCCGAAGGCCGAAGUCUAUUCGUAGGAACGUCCAUGGAGCAGGUGUACGAGCGUGCCGCCCGGCUGGUGAAACGGACGCUUGAUGUUGAAGGCGCGAUCGUCAUGGACGUUUCCCACGUCGAUGUGCUAGAGACUGUCAACGCUGAGAGUACGACGUCGAUUAGCAUUCACAGCGAUGAUCUACAAUCCGGGACCACCAACCGUGUCCUGAUCGCUGACGAGUACGCCAAGCUCCAGGAUUUCUUCGCGAAGGCUCCAGAUGGCAAGAUCUGCGAAGGUAUCCUACCCUCGGGACUGCGUCCAUUCUUGCCGCCAAGGAUACAGUAUGCGUUAGGCGUCAUCAUCCUGUCUGCUGUCCUCAAGCGGCGCAUGAUUAUAGCGGACAAGGCCAAGAGCUUAUUCAUAUCCAACAUCUCGCACGAGCUUAGGACGCCGUUGCACGGAAUCCUCGCAUCCGCGGAGUUACUGUCAGAGACGUCGCUUGAUCACAGCCAAGCGUCCUUCUUGCAGACAGUACAGGCAUGCGGCACGUCAUUAGUGGAGACGGUCAAUCAUGUUUUAGACUUCACUAAGUUGAGUGGUAAUGCAAGAUCCGGCGGUGUGGAGAAUGUCAUUCAACGGAGCAAGGUCGACUUGAUGCAAUUGGUCGAGGAGGCCAUCGAAGGAUGCUGGAUUGGACACCGUGCACGAAUGUUUACCUCGGAGAUAGGCAGCGUUUACUCCCCGCCGAAGCAAGACCGAUCUUCCGCUACGAAGUGGGUAGAAACCGUCAUCGACAUUGACCACAGCGAUACUGGCUGGUUAUUCAAGUGCGAAAAGGGUGGCAUCCGGCGUGUGUUGAUGAACCUGUUCGGCAACAGCCUGAAGUUCACUACAGAUGGGUACGUUCACGUUAUGCUUCGCCAACCACCGCCUGCACCUGGUCAACCGGAGAACGUAGUGAAGAUAGAGCUGUCAGUGAGCGACACAGGCAAGGGUAUCAGCCAGAGUUUCUUGAAGAACCAGCUUUUCCAUCCAUUCUCGCAAGAGAACCCCUUGCAGACUGGAACAGGUCUAGGCUUGGCCAUCGUCAACAGUAUAGUGCGAUCGAAAAGCGUCGAUGGCAAGGUCGACGUCUGGAGCGCUGAAGGCGUCGGAACUGAGAUCAAGGUUACCUUCACGGCGGAAGCGGUCGACGACAUCGAGGCUCACCAUGGUGAUGUUGAGUUGCGGAAGGUAUAUGACGCUCUGAAACAGCCUUCCAUCUCGCUCGCCGGCUUCGACGACCCAAAUCGCGGGACCCAGCUGCUGAAGAACGUGCUUGCAACAUACCUUGUCACGCGUUGGGGCCUCGUUCUCGCUGACGACUCUGAGAGCGGGGACAUCGUGGUUGUCAACGAGGACUACGCGCACGUUACUCGAGUCGUGGAAGAGAAGAAGUCUAAGAAACCUUUCAUGAUCAUCUCCUCAAACCGCGGCGACCCGAAACUCAUGAGCGUGGUCAGCGAGUACGAGAGGCUCGGCGGGUUCUGUCGCGUAGUGUACAAGCCGGCAGGGCCAUGUCGCAUGGCCGCGGCUCUCAAGCUAUGUCUCCAUGCACUAAAUAUCACCAAGGCCUCCGCCAGCACGUCGCGCGAAGACCUCGCGGCAUAUAACAUCCAGGAAUCUCCGUCGGAUCCUGGAGACGGUUCAAGCUUCUCCUUUAUGCUCCCCCGACGGUACUCGGAGGAGUCGGGCCAGAACAAGAAACUUACACCGCAGAACUCUCGCCCAACAUUAGGUCCACGAGCUGUUACUGUCCACCCUCUGUCGACUUGGCCACACUUAAGCUCCACAAUAGAACAGGACGAGCCGCAGGAGCCGGAUAAUCACCGUCCUAUCUCACCGGUCUUUACGCAAAGUCCAUCGAGUCCGACUAUCGCCAUUGGAACGGGUGGAACGCUUCUCAAGUCCUCGGCGGGCACCCUGCAACAGCAAGGAGGCCCCAUUCGCGUGCUUGUCGUUGAAGACAACUCUAUUUUACGUGGGCUUUUGGUGAAAUGGUUGCGCAGCAAGGGUUACGAAUACCGUGAGGCCACUGAUGGUCUAGAAGGUGUUCAAGCCUUUGAAGGAGACGGGCACUUUGACGUUGUCCUCGUCGACUUGUCCAUGCCUGUACUAGAUGGUGUUGGUGCCACGGUCAAAAUGCGCGACUUCGAAGCCUCGCGGAAGAAGGAAGAGCAGUCUGACCGACGCACGCAGAAUGCCCGAAUACUGGCGCUCACCGGCAUGUCGUCUCUCGAAGACAAACGAAGGGCCUUCGACGCUGGCGUCGACGGCUACCUGGUGAAGCCCGUCGCCUUCAAGACGCUAGAUGUGAUGUUCCACAAAUUGGGCCUCUCAUGA
Phanerochaete carnosa HHB-10118-sp is the source of this 5067-nucleotide messenger RNA. RefSeq lists its product as uncharacterized. Gene Ontology annotation, molecular function: histidine phosphotransfer kinase activity; phosphorelay sensor kinase activity; protein binding. The transcript has 26 exons. NCBI's taxonomy places the organism in Eukaryota, Fungi, Basidiomycota, Agaricomycetes, Polyporales, Phanerochaetaceae. Gene Ontology annotation, biological process: phosphorelay signal transduction system; protein autophosphorylation. The record is from RefSeq and is a predicted model, not a curated record. The coding region runs from base 1 to 5067 and encodes 1688 amino acids.